AUGCUAAGCUUUCUCCUUUGUUCUUCUCUAAGCAGCGAAAUUACAAUUGACCCAGGAAUGUCUACAGUCGAAGUAUCAUAUUAUUUAACCACAAUAAAAUUUAGUACUCGGGCCACUUAUGUUUGCAUAUUAAAUCCGAAAGAAUUUGUAGAUGUAGAUCUCAAUCAAAUAAAAUCAGUAUAUGAAGAUAUAAAUUCAUUGGAUAUGAGAGCAGAUCAUAAAGAAACAGCGACUUUAUAUAUAUUUUAUAUUACAGAGUAUUCAUCCGGAUUAACAUUUGUCGUUCUUUCAGGAAAGACUGAAGCUAAACUGAUGAAUUUUCCACGUUCUAACGGUAUGGUGAAUAAGGAUCUUAUAUUCUUAUCUUAUACAAAUUGCGACAUUGAAUACUUUGGAACAUAUUAUAAAUCUUCUAGUAGGUGUAUUGAUGAAUACAGUGUAUACUAUGAAGAAAAUGGCCAACUUAAAGAAACUGUCCCAACAAGAGACGAAGACUUCAAAACCAUUACAAAUACUAGAUAUGUAUGGGUAAGAGUAUAUAAAUGUCCAAAGAUUGCAAAUAGCAAUUAUGGGAUAAUUUUCAAACAAUUUUCAGAAAAUAAAAUUAAUGAGCCAGAUGGAUACAAGCCAGGUUCAUAUUCAUCGUCAGAUGGAGGAUCAAUUAUUGAUGUAGAUCAAAUUAUUCGAAAUGUAGUUGAAAAACCUAUUAUUAUCGACUAUGCUAGGACAAUAAUAUUAUUUGAUGAAAAAGUCUCAGUCACUUAUCAUACAUCUCCAACAUUAAGGAACGACUUUGAAAAAUAUCCUGUUGACUUUAAUUCUAUUAACAUUUAUCUUCACGAAGAAAACUAUACAUAUGAUAAUGUUUCAUUAAUAGUAGUUCCAAAUUAUUAUCCAAAAUUUACGAUUUUUGCUACACCUAUGGACAAAAAUUCAUUUUAUAAUUUAUUGAAUGAUGGAAAAUAUCAUGAUUCAGUCGAUAAUUAUUUUGCAGAUAAUCUCAAUAAUUUCAACCCUUCUCUAGGACAUAAUACAAUAUAUAUUCUUCCAGACCAACAAGUUACAAUUGUUAAACCAGAUAUUCCAAAAUUAUCUUUCAUUUUAGUUAACAAAGAAGAUUAUUUUGAUGAAAACAAUGCAAAAAUCGAAACUCAUAUCGAAAACCUUGAUCAUAAUAUUAUUAUUAAACCAUCAUCUCAAGUUCGAGUUUUUGAAUUCUAUUUACUUAACAUGACAGAUGUAGAUCAAUACAUAAUUUUAUACAAGAAGCUUAAUGAUACAAUAACACUUGAUCAUAGAUCAGUCGAUUACAAUGUCAAUUGCCUUGCAGUUUUCAGCUUGAAGGAUCCAUAUGAGGAAAAAUAUUAUGAUUUAUAUUCUAAUAUGGAUGACUAUUCAGAAUCCCACAAACUUUUAAGGUUUUGGAAGCUUCACUUUUCUCAAACAAAAACUAAUGAUUAUUUCCAAAUUAAACCAGUUACAAUAAAGGAAGAUACAUUACGUGAUAGUUACCAUGAACAAAGUAAAACUGUCGAUCACCUAAUUCUAACAAACGUACAAAAAAUAUCUUUUUCUAUGUCAAUAAAGUGCAAGUUAAAUUUAAACAAAUCAAUUCAUUGCCUUUAA
Messenger RNA from Trichomonas vaginalis G3, 1626 nucleotides. RefSeq lists its product as uncharacterized. The record is from RefSeq and is a predicted model, not a curated record. The transcript has a single exon. NCBI's taxonomy places the organism in Eukaryota, Parabasalia, Trichomonadida, Trichomonadidae. Bases 1 to 1626 code for a protein of 541 amino acids.